AUGAAUCCUCCGUUGCCCUCUCUGACCUCGACCUGGCACAAUGCCACCUACCCGGCCAUCUCGCCGUCGCGAGCCGAGCUCAGCGCCGCGGGAAAGACAAUUAUUAUCACGGGCGCUGGAAGUGGAAUUGGUCGCGCAACAGCCCAGUCCUUUGCCAAAGCAGGAGCUAGCAAAAUCGUUCUGAUCGGGCGUAACGUGGCCACGCUUCGAGAGACCCAGGCCAGUCUGGAAUGCAGCUCUUCCAUCCACGUAGCCGAUGUCACGGAUGAGAAGGCACUUGCUGCCGUUGCAGCUGCCACGGGGACUUGGGACGUGAUGAUCCUUGCUGCGGGAUACAUCUCACCGCUGGCGUCGAUCCGGGACUCGUCCGUGGAUGACUGGUGGCAGAGUUUCGAGACUAAUGUCAAGGGGACUAUGAUAGCUUCCAAGGUCUUCCUGCCAACAGCCAAUCCGAAUCGUGCGGCUGUCGUCGCUUUUACUGCAGUGGUUGUGUUCCCGGCAGCUCAGUUGGUAAACCUGUCUGGAUAUAUCACAUCCAAGUUGGCAGUGAUCAAACUCAUGGAGUUUCUGGCAGCGGAGAAUCCCAACGUCUUUGCUGCGGCCCUGCAUCCGGGGAUGAUCGAAACUAAAAUCUUCCGUGGGUCUGGUGCCGAUCCCAGUAAACUCCCGAUGGAUACAGGUGAAGCGGGCCUGAUCAACACGAAAGUGUGUUCUGAAGCUAACUCAUUACGAUUAAUAGUGGAGCUUCCAGCAGAUUUCUCAGUCUGGCUAACGAGUGUCGAAGCCGCAUUCUUGAACGGGCGUUCUGUUUGGGCAAAUUGGGACGUGCAAGAACUCAAGGCCAAGGAGGAUGAGAUUCGGUCUGGACUGCUAUUGACCUCGGGGGUGUAUGGCUGGCCAUUCACAUCAUCCUAG
Messenger RNA from Penicillium cataractarum, 915 nucleotides. Its product is annotated as SDR family oxidoreductase. Lineage: Eukaryota; Fungi; Ascomycota; Eurotiomycetes; Eurotiales; Aspergillaceae. Gene Ontology annotation, molecular function: oxidoreductase activity, acting on the CH-OH group of donors, NAD or NADP as acceptor. The record is from RefSeq and is a predicted model, not a curated record. The transcript is spliced from 3 exons. The coding region runs from base 1 to 915 and encodes 304 amino acids.